AAGAGAAGGAGAUGGCAGGGGAACAAAACAUAUAGAGCAUGGCCACCUGUGGCAGAGAUAGAAGUAUUGGCAAAGAAUCUAAGAAGCAUGUAGGGCAAGAUAUGCAAAAGAGAUACAGAGACAGAAGUAGGCACGAUCAUCGGCAAUCCGGUAAUAGGAAAGUGUGGAAAGAAAAAGGAAGGGGAGACAAUUGGGCAAGUAUGGAGUUCAACAUCAAACCAGAAGAGUAUGCUUGGCUCGAAGGCAGCUAUGUUGGAAUAGUGCAUUCAAUGGAGAUGGUACGCAACCUACAAGAAAAAUUCUAUAUGGAGGGGUAUUUUUCUUGUCAAAUCCGAGCAAUGGGAGGCAAAAUGGUUCUGUUAUCUGGGCAGGACAAGGAGGAAGUGAAGGACUUAGUUGAAAUGGCAUCGGAUUGGCUGAGGCGAUGGUUUGAAGAAGUGAGACCGUGGACACCACAGAUGAUAGCAAAAGAGAGAUUUGUGUGGAUAAGGUGUCAAGGAGCACCACUGAAUGUAUGGGGAAGUGAAUUCUUUUCAACCAUGGGUAGAUCAUGGGGAAAAUUUAUUUGCUUGGAUGACAGUACAAGCAAGAAGGAAAGGUUUGACAUUGCUAGAUUUUUUAUUUCUUCUCCAGUAAUGGAGACAAUCAAUGUUACAAGGGAAAUCAAAAUCAAUGGAAGUAUAUACAAGCUGAAAUUUACAGAGGAGGAAUACACUAAUUGUUUCUUCUCUUUGAAACAAGAUUUUAGGCCCUCCUUUAGUAGCGACUUUGAAGAUUAUGAAACAUGGUCUACCGGAACCGAAUCGAAGAUGCAGGACGAGGAAGAUGAAAGGAGGAAAGAGAAGGUUCCAUCCGGGUGUUCAAUCGAAGAAGAUGAUGACGGAGAAAGCCCAAUGGCAAUGGAGUCCACAAAUGUGGAAGUGGCCCAAAAAGAAACUCUAUUAGAGACCCCAAUUACAGUCCAAAACAGAGACAUGUAUGGAAUCGGAAAAUCUGCAGAAGAGAAGGGCAAUGAAGAAGAAGAUGCAUUCUGGAAGGAUCAUGAAUCAAAGAAAAGCCGAAUAAAAGAAUGGAUCGACAAACAGCUGGAGGAGAUCAACUCAAAAAAUGGUAGAAGGAAGGUCAGAAGGUGUAGCUCGGUGUAUAUCCAACCCAGAAAUAGUGAGGCACCGGUGGAAAAAAAAAGAGGAAGAAAGAAGAAGAUCGCGCAGCAGGUGGAAGAGAGACCAGAACCAAUCUUCAUGCCAAAUCAGGAGGGGAAGGUUGCUGGAGAUUCAAUAGGGGAUAGUGAGAUAAAUAAUUGCAAUAGGGCAUUGAAGAAACAAUGGCAAUCCCAACUUACAAAAGAGAUAUGGGACUUGGCGACGCAGCUAGGGGCGGUGGCGGAGAAUGACAAUGAGGUGAUUCAACGAAUUGAGGAGAUGGAGGACAGAGAUCGAAGUACAAAAAGGAGUAUGGUAAACCGAGAGGUUGAAGCUGGUGGGAAGGUCGACUGGGGUCCAAAGCCGUUCAGAUUUUUUAAUGCUUGGUUGGAUCAAUCGAGAUGUAAGGAGGUGAUUACGAGUGCAUGGUGUGACAACGAGGUGGACGGCUGGAAUGGAUUUAAAAUUAAAGAAAAGAUGAAAAGAACAAAGAAGGCACUAAAGGAGUGGAGUGGCAAAACCAACAGGGAGAUGGAUGAAAGAAUAAGGAAUGCAGAGCUAGUGAUCGCUUCAAUUGAUGAGAAAGGAGAGCAGCACCAGUUGUCAGAAAAUGACAUUGAAUUGAGGAGGAAUAGUUUUAUUGAAUUGUGGAAGAAUUUAAAAAUCAAGGAGAGGAUGAGUCAACAAAAAUCAAGAAAACAGUGGCUGAAGGAAGGUGACGCGAACACAAAAUUCUUCCACAGAAGCAUCAAGGGAAGAUGGAGCAAGAAUGAGAUCAAUAGUGUCCGGAUAAAUGGGGAGCAGUAUAUAGGAGUGGAGGUGCUGCCCAAGGUGAUUGGGGAACAGCAGAUGGCUUUUAUUGAAGGAAGGCAUUUAGUGGAAGGAGCAGUGAUUGCAAAUGAGAUUAUUGAUGAAGUUAAGAGGAAAAAGAAGAAGGGAUUUCUAUUUAAAGUCGACUUUGAGAAAGCCUACGACAAGGUAUGCUGGGAAUUCAUAGAAUAUAUAAUGAUGAGGAUGGGAUUCUGUGCAACAUGGAGGAAAUGGAUCCAGGAGUGCUUGAAAUCGAGCUUGGUGUCUAUUCUUGUCAAUGGCAGUCCGAAAAACCAAUUCUCAGUUAAUAAAGGAAUUCGCCAAGGAGAUCCAUUAUCCCCGUUCUUAUUCUUGAUAGUGGCAGAGGGAUUGAAUGGAAUAGUGGCAUCGGCUGUGGAGAAGGGGAGGUACAAAGGAGUGGUAAUUGGGAGCAAAGAUGUGAUGGUCACGCACCUUCAAUUCGCGGAUGACACAAUCUUCUUUGGAGAUGCAACGGAAGACAACAUUUGGGUGAUCAAAUGUAUUAUGAGGACAUUUGAGUUAGCCUCAGGAUUGAAGAUUAAUUUCAAGAACAGCCAGUUGAUUGGUGUGGGAGUUGAUCAAAAUUGGUGUGCUAAAAUGGCAUUUCAGUUGUGCUGCAAGGAAGGGAAAUUGCCAUUUAGGAGUGAGGGACUUGAGGAAAUUCAAUUUGGCAUUGAUGGGAAAAUGGCGGGGAAGGCUUGCAGAAAAUGGGGAAGGCAUGGGGAAGGCAUGUGGAAAAAAAUUAUUGUUGCAAAAUAUGGAAAGGGAGGGGGGCAUUGGCAGGAUUGGAUAGAUGAAAGUAGAGGAGUAGGAUCAACUUGGUGGAGGGAUGUGUGUGGUAUAAAUGCAAUGGAUGGGGAAAGCAAUGGAUGGCUAAAAGAGGGAUUUAGGGUUAAGAUCGGGGAGGAGAAGACGAAGACGUGCAGUGAAAUGGGAAGUAGAACUAACGGUUUGUGGGAGUGGAACUUAACAUGGAGAAGGAAUUUGUUCGAGUGGGAAAAAGAGGAGGCAAUGGAAUUACACAACACGAUUCAAAAUGUGCAACCGUCACAAGGAUACAUGGAUAGCUGGGAGUGGACUCACAACAAGGAUGGCCAAUAUUCAACAAAAUCAGCAUACUCAAUUUUAAUGAAAGAGGGGAGGGAAGCAAUGGAAAUUACAACCUUCUCUAGAAUUUGGAAUUCCGUUCUACCAAGCAAAAUUUCAGCAUUCAACUGGCAAUUACUACUUGACAGGAUUCCAACUAAAAUGAACCUGUUGACAAAAGGGAUCAUCAAAGACACUCAAGACUGCAAAUGCGGAAUUUGUGGUGAGGUAGAAGAGGACACAAAGCAUCUGUUUCUGGAAUGUAGUAUGGGCCGAUGGAUAUGGAUGGCUUGUGCAAAAUGGUGGGGUAUUAAUGUUACUCUGGGAGCGGACUGCUGGAAUACCUUUCAAGUGGUUGGAAGAGAACUAAAAGAGAAAUGUAUUAGAGAAGGAUGGGAUUGCAUUUGGAACUCUCUUGUGUGGACAGUGUGGCUGGCUCGAAAUCAAAAAACAUUCCAAGGCAAAGAGAUUAACCGGGAGAAGCUGCUGGAACUCAUCCAAUUAAAGUCGUUUCAUUAGAUCACAGCAAAAAAAGAAAGGUACGCCUUCACUUUAACGGAUUGGUUUCUUAAUCCAGUGGCAUGCUUGAAAGAUGGCCUUAGGAAAAGAAGGGUACCAUAUAAAUAAUCUGUGGGAGGGGAGGGUAUUGGUGAUAGUUGGAAGGUCUAUCUUCGUUUUGUUUCGAAGGAUUAAGGUGCUGUGUAAUGGGGGCUCAUGUAGGCUUAUUGAGCAAUCAUUGACUGUAGUGGAUUUCAGCUAUAGUCAAUGCAUGAUCAAUGGCUUGUGGGUCAGUGGGUGUGUCGGGUGUGGUUUGUGGACCUAAACAGGGAGAAUUGUUGAGAAUGCAAAUGAUAGCAGAAUCCCCGUCACGGCGUAGUGUCGACACUUCUUUUGGGUAUCGACACCUUGCGUUAACUUUUGAUGUACAUGGGUUUGGAGUACCCCUUGUAUUCCGCUUAUUAAUUAAUAAUGGUAUGUUUGCUGU
This is a messenger RNA of Rubroshorea leprosula, 4044 nucleotides long. NCBI's taxonomy places the organism in Eukaryota, Viridiplantae, Streptophyta, Magnoliopsida, Malvales, Dipterocarpaceae. The record is from the annotation of a GenBank genome assembly.